Dermacentor silvarum is the source of this 780-nucleotide messenger RNA. RefSeq lists its product as uncharacterized. Gene Ontology annotation, molecular function: zinc ion binding. The transcript is spliced from 4 exons. NCBI's taxonomy places the organism in Eukaryota, Metazoa, Arthropoda, Arachnida, Ixodida, Ixodidae. Bases 217 to 780 code for a protein of 187 amino acids. The record is from RefSeq and is a predicted model, not a curated record.
CGCGGAGAACACAUGGAGCUGUCGGAGUAUGUGCAGUCGCUGCCCGAAAUUGCGCGCCAGCGUUACGCCGAAAAGCUGGAAGUUCGUGGCAACCAGUAUCCUGACCCGUACACCAUUUCGGUGUGGAAGAAUGAUCCGAAGUGUUGACCAAACGUUCGGUUUGGGGACAUAUACGUGUACCUCGUUCACACGCCUGGCCCGUACAGUGCCGAGGCGAUGAGGUCCUACCGAUCGCUGAAAGCGUACGGCCUUGCCAUGGAAGGACACGUGCACAAAGUACUAAUUUCCGACUUGAGUAUGGAGUGCUGUUUCCUGAAAGCAGAAGUGACGCCGUCGCAGAGGACGACCGCCAAGCCCUACGAGGCAUGGGCUCUUGUUUGUGGAGACGGCAGCGUCCACACGGCGCAUUGUACGUGCAUGGCUGGACUUGGAGAAGUCUGCGCACAUGUGGCAGCACUGCUUUUUAAGGUGGAGCUGCUCGUUUCGUCUGGGUUUGCGAGGUCCACAACAUCCCAGCUUUGCGAGUGGAACAACAAGUUUCGAGAGAGUGUGGAGCCUACACGGGUUCGAGACUUGAACAUUGUCAAACACCGGCACGGCAAGGUUUCCAAGGGAGUGAAUAGGAAGCGCAGUGCUGCACAAGCCCCAAAGGCAAAGUUUCCAGGAAUUCUUGACUCCCUUUAUUCUGUUCUUCCGAAUGCAGCUGUGUUUACAGCAUUCUCAAAAGUGCCCGGCUAUGGCAGCAUAACCCCAUGCAGCAGCAGCACCGUUCGCUUCUGA